AUGGCGACUCAUACUGCUAUGGCCCAAGGCAGCGAUGCCUCAAUGCGAAACUCCUUAGAGCAACGUCUUGGUAUCCUUCAUUUUGUGUCAGAGAAGGAGCAUAGAUGGUAUGGCCAAGUCCGUACAAGAUUCACUGAUUUCCAAGUCCAUGAGAUCAAUAAAAAUGGUGAAGUGAUUCAUUUGCAUGACUUUCAGACAAGUGCAAGGGAAUUGGCAAAACCUAUUCCUGAUCAACAAACAGCAAAGUUUCAGGCUUCCAAGCCAUUAAAUUCUGAAGAGGGUAAAAAACUCACAACUGGUACUGUUGAUACCGUUGCCGCGAACGAUACAGGAUCUCAGCCAUCAGCCAGUUCGGAGCAGCCAAAGGAUGGAGAAAGUUCUACUACUAUAUCCGUAUCCGAUCAAACAGUUCUCAUAGAUCUCCUCGGCCAAAGCACCGCAGAAGGUUUAAUUGACUUAUAUAGCAAGGUAAACGAAAAUACGAAAGCACAACCUAAAGUCUCCAAAUUUGUGACAAUCGCAGCAAUAACUGAUAAAGCCCAAAGAUCCCGAGUUCAUUCAGAAAUUCGUCGCAUAUUUGGUGGCAAAAUUGACACUGCUACGGAUUCGGAUGGCUCUAUUAAAGCAACGGUUGUCAGCAAAGGUAACCAGCAGUGGGGCAACCGUUCAAGGAAUGAUAGAUCUAGAAACGAUAGAUCUAGAAAUGAGAGAUCCAGAAACAGCGGCCAGAAUGGCGGCCAAGAUCAAGAUGGCAAGUUCUUGCAUUUCACGCUCUACAAGGAGAACCGAGAUACGAUGGACGCGAUUGGUCAAAUAGCCCGUUUUCUAAAUCUCAAGCCCUCCUUCUUCGGUAUCGCUGGCACCAAAGACCGUCGUGCUGUGACUACCCAGCGAGUCAGCAUGCGGAGACGAAAUCCUCAGUCACUAAUUUCUCUUAACAACGACAAGAUAUAUGGCGUGAAACUCGGAGAUUUCAAGUUCGAACAGCAUUCCAUCCACCUAGGACACCAUAGCGGGAAUGAGUUCGUGAUUGUUCUCAAAAACUGCUACUUUAGUGGGACUCAAGAUCUGACCUUUGAACAAAAACUCGAAGUUGCAGAUUCUACCAUAAAGACAGCAUUAGAAAAGGUCACCCAGAAUGGUUUUAUUAACUACUAUGGCACUCAGCGAUUUGGUACACAUCAAAUUGGAACUCAGGAAAUCGGCAUGAAGAUUCUCAACCGUGAUUUCGAAGGUGCUGUACAAGAUCUACUGUCUUUCGACCCUGCUUUACUAGACAUCGACCCUAGCUCUGUCGAAUCAAUGCGUCGUGAAGAUACCUAUCGUGCACGGGCUUGUUCAAUAUUUUCGGAGACCGGUAAUGCGCAGGAUGCGCUUAAGUGUUUACCUAGAAGAUGUCAUGUAGAGUCUGCAUUGAUGCAUCAACUCGAUAAACAUCCUAGGGAUUUUCUCGGCGCGCUCCUUUCAGUUAGUCGUGGGAUGCGUACGAUGUAUGUUCAUGCAUAUCAGUCUCUAGUAUGGAAUUUUGCUGCAAGCAGACGCUGGGAACAGUUCGGUCUGCAAGUAGUCAAAGGAGACUUGGUCCUUAUUGAUUCCGAAGCUUCUACCUCGUCAGAAGGCCGUCAGAACGGAAACGGUGAAGAGGAUAUGAUCCAUCUUAUGAACGGAGGAUCUUUUGCCGAGGAUUCACACGGGUUGAAAGCACAUGCAUUAACAGAGGAAGAAGCUAGUGGUGGGAAGUAUUCCAUCUUUGACGUCGUAUUGCCAUCUCCGGGUUGGGACGUCGUAUACCCGGAUAAUGAAAUUGGACAGUUCUAUAAAGACUUCAUGGCUAAGGAGGAGAAUGGUGGGCUAGACCCCCAAAAUAUGCUCCGGCAACAGAAAGAUUUUAGCCUCCCUGGAUCUUACCGCAAGCUCAUGGGCAAGUUCAUUGGUACACCAGACGCCUCUGUCCGAUCCUACUUGAAGGAUACGGAACAGCUAGUACCGACUGAUUUAGAUCUAAUACGAAGCCGUAAAGCUAAAGAAGCAGCGGAUCGCAAAGCCGCUCAGCGAGAGGCACAAGGACCACCCUCAAAAUGGCAAAGCUUUGCCGAUAAUGUACGAGAUAGUGAUCUCCAAGAAGCUCGAGCCAGGUCCGAGAGACGAAAAGCCGAAGAGUCUACCGACAUGCCAGAGACUCGGACAAGAGAUACCUGGGUGCAGACUUCAGUCAACGGAAGUAACAAGCGAGUCAAAGUUUCUGAGCAGACAGAUGAUAUCAAGGCAGAGAGCGAGAGUAGUAUCUCGCAAACUUAUGAAGAUAAGAUGCAAGUAGACGCAGAUAAGGCUGAUCAGCCAAAUAUAAUCGAAGGAGUGGAGUCGACAGGCCAAGAUGACAGAGAUUCUGGCCAUUUACUUGUCACCACCCUUACAUCACAGGUGCGAGCCGUUGCAAAGAAUGCCAUUCAGUUACUUAUGGCAGCGUUGAGAGUAUUUACUGACAAAAACAUCAUAAAGACUUCCGAGAAUACAACUACGUCCGAGAUUCAACCCGAAGGGCAGACGUCGAAGCCCGUCGUAGAUCCACCUAGCACCACCAGCCGCCAGAACGAAGCGAUAAAGUCGUCAGAUGACAGCGUAGCCGAAACAUCUCAUCAUACCGAACCCCUAGGUGACAUCCACGAUGGCGAACACGAAGCGAACGAGUCAACCCAGUUAACCAACGCUACUACUACUGAUGAGAAGAAAAUCGCAGUGAUCCUUCGAUUCGCACUAAACACUAGCCAGUACGCAACCAUGGUUCUUCGAGAACUUCAAGGGGCGAUCCCCACCAGCGAUGACACGGCUAUUUCAGAUUCUCUAUCAACUUCUCCCGGCCAAGAUAUUGUCAACUCCCUAUAA
Daldinia childiae is the source of this 2883-nucleotide messenger RNA. Its product is annotated as Multisubstrate pseudouridine synthase 7. Lineage: Eukaryota; Fungi; Ascomycota; Sordariomycetes; Xylariales; Hypoxylaceae. Gene Ontology annotation, biological process: pseudouridine synthesis. Bases 1 to 2883 code for a protein of 960 amino acids. The record is from RefSeq and is a predicted model, not a curated record. Gene Ontology annotation, cellular component: nucleus. The transcript has 4 exons. Gene Ontology annotation, molecular function: RNA binding; pseudouridine synthase activity.